This is a messenger RNA of Sinocyclocheilus grahami, 1268 nucleotides long. RefSeq names its product vesicular glutamate transporter 1-like. The coding region runs from base 23 to 418 and encodes 131 amino acids. Gene Ontology annotation, cellular component: synaptic vesicle membrane; excitatory synapse. The record is from RefSeq and is a predicted model, not a curated record. Gene Ontology annotation, molecular function: L-glutamate transmembrane transporter activity; neurotransmitter transmembrane transporter activity. The transcript has 3 exons. Gene Ontology annotation, biological process: synaptic transmission, glutamatergic; regulation of synapse structure or activity; neurotransmitter loading into synaptic vesicle. Lineage: Eukaryota; Metazoa; Chordata; Actinopteri; Cypriniformes; Cyprinidae.
UGGAGUGGGAACUUUGUCAGGAAUGGUGUGUCCUCUCAUAGUUGGAGCCAUGACCAAACAUAAGACACGUGAAGAGUGGCAGUAUGUCUUCCUCAUUGCAGCACUGGUGCAUUAUGGGGGUGUGAUCUUUUAUGGGAUCUUUGCAUCAGGUGAGAAGCAGCCAUGGGCGGAUGCUGAGAAUACCAGUGAGGAGAAGUGUGGCAUUCUGGGAGAGGACGAACUAGCCAAUGAAACGGAAGAGCUGUACAGGACUGGUGGACAGUAUGGAGCUAUAAAUAAUCCCCAUUCUGGUGGUCCGAAUGGAGGAGGUUCUGGGGCAGGAUGGGUAUCAGAUUGGGAUAAAACAGAAGAAUAUGUUCAACCAGUCGGGACAAAUAGUUAUUUAUAUAGCGGAGAGGGAGAGAGAGAGCUCACAUAGUGGGAAGAAACCACUUAGAGUCGAUAUCUAAGAGUUAUAAAGAGGAAUAAAGAUCAAUACAGAGUAAAUAAAUAGACACAGUGAGUGAGUGAAUGUGUGAGUGUGUGAAUAAGCAAAUGAGUUUCCAAACUGAUGAUCAGAUUAUGUGAUGAUUGUUCUAUAAACAUACACACUGAAGUGUAUGUGUGUGUAGAUGUGAGUCAUUUGUGUCAGAUUGAGAAUACAGUGGUGCUCUGUGAAUUAUAUGUUCAGUAUUAUAGGCUUCCUGCCAAAAUCACUGUAAUGCAAUUAAAAUGACAGUGAUGUUAGACAUGUUUAUGGUUGUGGUGUACGAGUAUACAGUAUCUGAGCUUUUGUGUGUGUGCUCAUGGUGAGUGUGUGUGUAAAUUUCCGUACUGUGCUCAGUUUCUUUUGUUUUAUCCAGUGCUUUAAAUGGUUUAAAAGGGUUCAAGCAAAUCUGUGGAUGUGUAGACAUUUAUUUGAUCAUAAGUUUGUGCACUUAUAUCCAUAUAUCCAAUAUCCUUAAAGGGACAGUCACUGAAAAAGACAAUUCUGUCAUUAUUUACUCUUUAUGUGGUUUAUAAGUUUGUUUAUAUGUGUGUGUGUGUGUGUGUUAAAUAUUUUACAUAUAUUGUAGAAAUUAGGUUUAAUUCAUUUUGGGCUAAACUAGUCCUUUCAACAUGACCGUAUGUGUGUGCGAGUUUAAACAACCCAGAUCUUCAUCAUUGGGUGAGUGCACAAGUGUUUUCAUCGUUUGAUGUACUAUAUUACUCACAUAUACACAUUUUCACAAGCUUACACACAGUACAUGCACACAUAUUCAAUCAAUCUGUGGAUGAAUCUGUUUUAU